AUGGGCACAGUUUGCAAUGACACCCAUGGCGAUUUCAUCCUCCGUGGCUUCUCUGACAAGCCGUAUUUAGAGAAGAUACUUUUUGGGGUAAUUUUGGUCUUUUAUUGUUUUACUCUUGCUGGAAAUACAAUCGUAAUUUUCGUUUCCUCGAAGGACCCCAAACUGCAGAUCCCGAUGUAUUUCUUCCUUUCCAAUCUUUCCUUACUAGAUAUUUGUUUCACCAGCAGCUGCGUUCCUCAGAUGUUGGUGAAUCUGAGAAGCCCAAAGAAAACCAUCACCUAUAGUGGCUGUGCCACUCAGCUCUACAUCUUCCUGUGGCUUGGUGCCACUGAAUGUGUCCUUCUGGUGGUUAUGGCUGUGGACCGCUAUGUGGCAGUGUGCCAUCCUCUGAGAUACUUAACUGUAAUGCGCCCUAAAGUCUGUCUGCAGCUGGCUGUCCUUGCUUGGGGUUCUGGCUUGAUGCAGUCUCUGAUCCAAUCUACUGCUACUCUCAGGCUGCCCUUUUGCUCUCAGCCGGUAGUGGAUGACUUUGUGUGUGAAGUUCCAGCCCUGAUUCAGCUCUCCAGUGCAGAUACUACCUACAACGAAGUCCAGAUGUCCGUAGCGAGUGUUAUCCUGCUAGUGUUACCUUUGGCCAUCAUCCUUUCCUCCUAUGGUGCUAUCGUGAAAUCUGUGCUGAAGAUAAAGUCGCCCGCAGGGCAGAAAAAAGCAUUUGGCACCUGCACUUCUCACCUUCUUGUUGUUUCCCUGUUCUAUGGUUCUGUCACAGGUGUCUAUCUUCAACCUAAGACUCACUAUGCUAAUGAAUCGGGCAAGUUUCUCACCCUUUUCUACACUGUAAUAACUCCAACUCUAAACCCUCUCAUUUAUACACUGAAGAACAAGGAGGUCAAAGGAGCAGUGAUAAGACUGUGGUGGAAAACCUGGGUUUCACAAAGAUAA
This is a messenger RNA of Rattus norvegicus (Norway rat), 942 nucleotides long. It is a transcript of the gene Or2h15, whose product is annotated as olfactory receptor family 2 subfamily H member 15. Gene Ontology annotation, molecular function: G protein-coupled receptor activity; olfactory receptor activity. Bases 1 to 942 code for a protein of 313 amino acids. Gene Ontology annotation, cellular component: membrane; plasma membrane. Gene Ontology annotation, biological process: signal transduction; G protein-coupled receptor signaling pathway. The record is from RefSeq and is marked reviewed. The transcript has a single exon. Lineage: Eukaryota; Metazoa; Chordata; Mammalia; Rodentia; Muridae.